AGUUCUAUUGUGACUAAACGAUGACACUGGUAAUAGGGUUGGUAGGGGCCCUAGGGGGAGUAGUGGAGGCAGUAAAGGAUGUACUAGAGAAAAGGAGUAUCUCCUUAGGGCAACUAAAGGAGGCUUUAGAGAAGAUACUGGAGGUAGUGAGUAAACUAGUGGAGGUAGUGAAGAAGAAGGAUGGUAGUGGGAAUGGAAAUGUGAAGGGGGCACUACAGGAGGUGAAGGGGAAACUAGAAGGGGCUCAGACGGCACUAAAGGCGGCUAAGAAGGAACUAGAAAAGCCGGGGGUGAAUGGUAAUCUAGAGACGGCUAAGGCUGAUCUAGGGAGCGUUAAGGGGGAACUAGAGGAGCUAUCAAAUGGUAAAAGUGGUAAACAAGGAUUACUACAGGAAAUGUGGGAGGCAUUAGAAAACUAGGUGAUAGUCAGAAGUCACUUAAGGA
Babesia bovis T2Bo is the source of this 444-nucleotide messenger RNA. RefSeq names its product variant erythrocyte surface antigen-1 alpha subunit. The coding region runs from base 21 to 419 and encodes 132 amino acids. The record is from RefSeq and is a predicted model, not a curated record. The transcript has a single exon. NCBI's taxonomy places the organism in Eukaryota, Apicomplexa, Aconoidasida, Piroplasmida, Babesiidae.